Molecule: messenger RNA, 12228 nt
Organism: Porites evermanni
Lineage: Eukaryota; Metazoa; Cnidaria; Anthozoa; Scleractinia; Poritidae
Source: the annotation of a GenBank genome assembly
AUGGCGCCUCUACCUGGAGAAGAAGGAGCCGCAAAAGAACAUGCUGCCGCUGUUACAAGAGACUAUAUUUCACAGCCAAGAAUCAGUGAGUUAUUCAAAACUGUCAUACGAACUGAAUUUUGUUGUUUGAUUCCCUAUUGUCUCGUUACUUGCUUAGAAAUUCAUCCAGGAUUUACGCUCAUCGCGACCAACUUCUUGCGCGCCUGUCGGUUUAUGUGUUGAUUUUCUUUUUUUGCGGUUUGUUUUUUCAGCGUAUAAAACAGUUUCUGGUGUAAAUGGCCCUCUGGUGAUUCUAGAUGAUGUAAAGGUAUGAUUUUAGUUUGAAGAGAAUUUUUCUUGAAGGCUCAUAAAUUAAACACAAUGUAUUAAAAAAACAUCUGAGCCGAAGCUAACAUUAGGUUAAUUUUGACAAACCUGCCCGGACUGGCAGGGUUAGCUACCGAUUAUCAAAAAUCUUUAGAAAACUAGCGAUUUAGCAUUAAAGUGAUUCAGUUAUAAAAUUUGCAGGAUUUCUCUAAGUUCACCAUAGUUUAUUUCGUUUGAACUUCAGUUUUUCAUGUGAUCACUUGCAUAAGCUUUUAUGUAGUCUUCGUACCCUGUUAAGCUUAGUAAAAAUGAUUGAAACAAAGUCAUUAAGUGCUUUCACACUGAAUAUCUCCAAAGUAGAUGUAGGUGUGGCCGAAAUUUGUCCUAGUCUGUGUGUAUGAUAAGGAAUAUAAAACAUGAAAGUUGUUGUUUUGGCUUGUUUUAGUUCCCAAAGUAUGCUGAGAUUGUGACAUUAACAUUGCAAGAUGGUUCACAGAGAAGUGGACAAGUGUUAGAAGUUAGUGGGUCUAAAGCUGUUGUGCAGGUAGGGCUCCCAACUCAGGGCCCACGGAGGUAGAGGGGCCAGCGGGGCCAAUUUUUGGCAAAAUAAUAAUAAAAAAAUAACAAUUUCCCGAAGUUCUUCACCAAGGGCCUCUUCACAUGAGCCUGGUUGACCAGGCUGGCCCAGUUACCUGGACGAAUGUUGCCUUGGGUUGCAGCCCAGUUUCUGAGAGGAGUAGAGGCCAAAGAUCCUGGGGAUGAGUUCUGGCACUAAAUUCAAGAAAAAUUUCCAGCCUAGUUACAGAGAUCCCACACACUCAUUUGAACACAUGCAAAGGAUUUAGAAGUAAGGCAAGAUCUCGGAGAUCAGGCAGUCCAGUCAACCGGGCUCAUGUGAAGAGGUCCUAAAUAAGUUUUUUGAUACUAGACUAAGACUCUAGUUUUUCCUGAAUAAGGACGUACGUAAUGAUUAACUUAUCUGUAUCAAGCAGCCAUUAAUUUCAUCCUGCGGGUGUGUGAGUAAAAAGGUUCAUGAUGACGAGGUACAUAUUUUAAAAGAAGGUCAGGUUUAGCACUGCACGUCCUUGCUAACAACCUGCACAUAGAGGCACUUGAAUUUAUUGAUCUAAACUGAUAAACAAAGAAUCGGCAUGCUGUUAUUAGAAUGCCGAAAGAGAGGGACAGAAAAUUCACACUGUUUCUCAAAAAUUGAAAAACACACUGCAUUCAGCUAUUUGUUGAUAGUAUUCAAUUCAUUUUUUGUUACACAAAAUCUGUUGACUAUAGCAUUCUUAUAACAACUAUUGUAGAUCCAUUUGAACAGGCUAAGAGAAGCUUUUGUAUCACUCCCCCUCUCGGCUUCCCUACGCACUUGAAUACAGUGGUCCCUGCACUUGAAAAACUGCUGUGCAGGCCCUGCAACUCUGUCAUUUGGGCCUGACGCCAGAUAUUAACGUUAAACUCUAAAGAAGAAAAGAAAGAGCCCCAGCUAGCAAAUCAGUCCAUUUUGUGUUGUUUACUGUUAGUUUUAUCAUUAGUAUGUGUAAACUAUGAAAACCUUGCUUGUUAAUGAAAAUACAGCAGUUUUCUGAGCCAGAUUAUUACUGGCCCUUUUGAGAAACAGAACUCUGAGGUGAUGAUGUCACAAAAUUCAAUUUUUGAAAUUAUUGCUCACAUUGUUUUAAGUUGGAUAUUCAGAAGUGUCUUUUUGCCAAAAACAGAAUUUUCUUGCAGAUUUAUUUUUAUUACGAUAUGACGACCUGCUCUGAUGACUCCAUAUUGUCAAGCCCUUCUUUAUUUGACUUGGCUAAAAAAUUAAUGACUCAAGUCAAGUUUAGAAGAAUUUGUAUGCAGUCAUCAGAGCAUAACAGUGCUAAUAAAAUCAAUUACCACCAAUAAGCACAGGCAUGCUAAUUUCUGGCAUUUUUUUGUCUUACUGUUUUUUUUUGGCGAUGUUAACAAAUCCCAUAAGUUAAAAAUUUGAAAAUGAUAUCACACCUCAGGACUUUACUUCAGUUACAGUUAAUACUAGCUUGUCUGAUAAAAGCUAAUUAACUCUUCUUUCAAAAAGGUUUUCGAGGGAACCUCCGGUAUUGAUGCCAAACACACCACCUGUGAAUUUACUGGUGACAUUUUGAGGACUCCUGUGUCAUCAGAUAUGUUGGGUAAGGAUCUAUAAAGUUUGUGCUUUGCUCUUAAACUGAUAUCUUCCAGAUGCUAAAUCGCUUGGUGGGUAAAUGUAGUUUAGGCAAAGUUAACCUUGAACCAGUGCUGGUCAGCAGUUUUCCCAGCUAUGUCUAGGGGUGGCCCUGGUGCCCUUAGCAGGGGCACUUUGUGACUUGUAUAUGCAGUUGCUAACUUGCAGUUCUUCACAAAGUGUUUUUGCUACAGCUUGUUGCUGGAUCAAGUUUAGUGCUGUGUUUCUCCCACCCCUCCCUCCUUCUUUAUCUCAGGGCUAGGUGACUAUUGUUCCAUAAGUAUUCCACUGAGUGGUUCAGCGUGACCAUGCUUGGUGGUGGCAGCUCACAAGGUUGCCAUAGAUACCCCUUUCCUUGUGCUAAAGCAUUGCCCAGCUCCACUACCAACCUUGUAGGCACCAGCGCGCAAGCUUAUUCAUUGGUGAUCCAUUUAAACUUACACAAAAAAAUAAUAUUAAUAAUCACUAAUGCUUUUUUUUUAGGUCGGGUGUUCAAUGGGUCUGGGAAAGCCAUCGAUAAGGGCCCUGCAGUUAUGGCAGAAGAUUUUUUGGACAUUCAAGGUAAAAUGUUAUGACAAGUGUAUAAGUUCCAAACUUUUUCUUUGUUUCUGAUUAUUCUGAUGGCUCUUAGCACAAGGGAAAAUUAAAAUGAAGCUACUUUUAAAAUUAUUUUAAACCAGAGAAAGAUUAAUGCACCACAUAAUGUUGUAUUGUGUGUUUGUUUUUCAAACCAGGUUUAUAAUUUGUCAUUUCCUUUGUCUCUGUCCCUGAUAUGGAAAAAUUAUGUUAAUCCAAGAUUCAGGAAUAAAAAAACAUUAAACCUGUUAGGAAAAUUUUAAACCAAAGAGGAAGUUGAAUCACAGCCAGUAUCAUGGCAUGUAAUGGUUUGCGUGGAAUGUGAGUGUAAUAUUGGGUCUUUUGUUUAGGUCAGCCAAUCAAUCCAUGGUCCAGGAUUUAUCCAGAGGAAAUGAUUCAGACUGGCAUUUCUGCGAUUGACACCAUGAACAGGUCAGAGCUAUAAAUAACAAUAUUAACAAGCUUCUACUGCAGUUUAGAUUGCUUGUUUUGAUAUAGGAGUUUUUGCCUCUUUUUAUCCUUGACAGUUUAUACCAUAUACAUGUACCAAUGCAUCUGUUUUGCAAUUCAAUACUUUAUGGUCUGAUAGAAAGAGGUUUUUCAAAGUUUCAAUUUACUUGGCGAGAAUAAGUACUAAUUGAGGACCCUGCUUAAACGUUCCUUACUGGAGACAGGAAAUAUGCCACUUCCUUUUACAUGGUCCUCUAGCCACAAGAAGGCCAAGGCUUUUAUAAGGCAAAGGCUGCACAUUCUUCCUGAGGUAUUUUAAGGCCACAAGAAUUGGUCCAGCCCUUGGUAUCAAUACUGCAACCUUCUGAUGAUCAACACACAAGUGCUCCGUGUCUGGAGUCAUGUACCUCUACAUUCAGAGAACUGUUCUUAAGCUAAAUCUAGUGAUUCACUAUUUAUUCUCGAUACAUUUUUACCUGUAAAAAUUUUUUUGUCAUGUUUCUCCUGAUCUGGUAAAUUAAAUGUUAUUUUAAUUUAACCAUGUGAGACAGGAAAAAUGUUCUGAACAAGGAGGUAACAUUACAUGUAAUAUUGCAUUUUGUUUUCUCAGCAUUGCCCGUGGCCAGAAGAUACCUAUUUUCUCAGCAGCUGGUCUUCCCCACAACGAUGUAAGCUUGGCAUCAUAGUUAUUUUUGCCAUCAUAUUGCAUGCAUGCACACUGGAAACAUUUUUUUAAUUUUGAUCCAUCAACAGCUUUAAUCUAAUUAAUUCUGUCAACUGAAUAAUUUCAUCCAAAAGAGAGAAACAUGAAGAUUACAUGCACCAAAAGGUGAGAGCUAAAAAGAGAAAACUAUUUGAUUAGAAAAUAUAAAUUAUAUGCAUGAAGAACAAAAAGGGAGAAGAAAACGUUGAAUCACAUAAUGACCAAUAACACAAAAUUUAUUGUCUUCUGUCCGUUGUAAUUUCUCUGUACGGGUAUUUUACUUUAGAUUGCUGCCCAGAUCUGUAGACAAGCUGGUUUGGUGAAGUUUAAGAAGGGAGUCAUGGAUGACCACAGUGAUAACUUUGCUAUUGUCUUUGCUGCUAUGGGAGUGAGUUCACUAAUCAUUGCAUAGAUAUCAUUCUCUUUUGGAUUGUGUACAAAAUGUCUGGUGUUUCAUAUGCCAAAGUUUGGUGUAUUUUGUAACAAAUAUUUAACAAUAAUUAUUGGACAAGGUUGAGGAAAAUAUUGUCAUUUGUCAGUGGCUAGCAGAUCAGUUAUGUGCUGGAGCUGAAGGCUGAGGAAAAUAGUUGAUCUGCGAGACACUGACAAAUGACAAUAUUUUGUGAUAACCGAGUUCACCAUUGUUUUAUCAUUCGAUCGCAAAUUUUUUUUUUAAUAAUAAUAUUUUCAGAGCGAUUUGCCAUUUUCACGAAAGACGAUUGCAAGAAGGAGAAAAGCGUGGUUUCAUUUACGUAUUAGUAGAAUAUUAUUUGUAGCCAAACACAGUUGGACAAUAUUAAGCAUGAGCAGACCAUUAUUUUGUAGGCAGUUAUUUGCAGGUCACGUUAUGGGCUCUUGGCAAAUGAAAAGGAAGAAAAAUUUGCAUUGAAUGAUUGACUACAAAGAAACUCCAGAAACCUGGUUAACAGAUGUUUUCUUCAUUUUGAAUUCUUUCACUUUUGUUAAGUAAGUACAUUACCUUUGUUCUUUUGAUUAGGUAAACAUGGAAACUGCUCGAUUCUUCAAGCAGGACUUCGAGGAAAAUGGUUCUAUGGAAAACGUGUGCUUGUUUUUAAAUCUUGCCAAUGAUCCAACGUAAGACAUUUUUUUAAUUCUUUCAGAUUUGAUGCUUCAAAUUUUAUGUUUAACCCUUUAACCCUUCAAGUCUCAAUAUCCACAUACAAAUUCUCCAAACUGAUCUCUAUAUAUUUCCUUAAAGGAUGAAUUGAGAGAAUUUGAUAAAAGAUCAGAGCAUUUUCUCUUAGGUGAUCAAUUUAUUAAAUUCUCAUAACCUAAUCUCUUGACAAUCUAUGUAUAUCGCUAUGAGAAAAUUGAUGUUGGUCACUAUUGGGGCUUAAAGGGUUAAGAGAUGUUGAAUCACUUGCAUUUUAAUCCCAUUAGUCAGGGCUUGAAGAAAAAAAGAAAAAAAAAUUGAAUUCCUGCUUGUCCUUUUAAUAGACAAGCAGCUUUGUAAAUGUUGGAUGUGAUUCAAUAGCAUCCCUCAUGCUAUUUUUUUUUUCCUUUUUUUGUACAAUUGUACCAUAAGUGAGGAUGAACCAAAAGAAAGAAAUUUCACUAUUCCUGAGUUUAUUAUUGUUCCUUUCUAUUGAUUUUUCUCAAUAGUAUUGAACGUAUCAUUACUCCACGUCUGGCGCUGACCACAGCAGAAUUCCUUGCUUAUCAGUGUGAAAACCAUGUGUUGGUUAUUCUUACAGACAUGAGCUCUUACGCUGAGGCCUUGCGAGAGGUGAGCUGGUGGAAAGUUUAAAAGAGUGUUGAUUAAGCAAAAAUUUCUAGUACACAGGAGCUUAUUUCUUCCUGCAAGAUCAUGAGAAUUAAGCAUAUGAUCUUCCUAGUUUUAUUAUUUCUUCCUGCAAGAGACCUUAUUCAUGAUAUCUGCCAUCUUUGCACAUGUGCAAGGAGCUAUGUCAUGUCACACUUUAUGUCACGCUAUUUGCUGUCUUUGUAAUUUGUCAUCUGUUGCUAUGGUGAGGGUGGACAUAACAUGGAUUGAGACUUGAAAAACUGGACCAACUUUUUAAAAUUUUAAUUCUAUGCCUAAAAAUUUAUUUUUAGAGAUAUCAAAACAACAGUGAAUUUACCUGCCGGUUAAAAAAAGUUGCCAUUGUAAGGACGUUGUUGUUAGAAGAGGUCUGACUUAAGUUUUUCCUUGAUCAUUUGACCUUUAUUUUUAUGAGCUAAGGUGCCUUGUUUAUGGUAAUGUAGGUAUCUGCUGCUCGUGAGGAGGUUCCAGGCCGUCGUGGUUUUCCAGGUUACAUGUACACUGAUUUGGCCACAAUUUACGAGGUAAAGUUCGUUGUUUAACGUUCUUACUAUCCCCCAACAUUUUCUAGAUCCAAAAUUUCAGAAAAAUCACGAUUUCUUUUGUAAAAUUUUCGUGGCAAAAGGCAAAUAGUACCGUGCAAGAGUGGUAUCGAACAAGUUUCAUUUAAAUCAUCGCACCACAAGGAUGGGAAGAGUGCUUGAUUCAGUUUAAGUGUACAGUAGGACUGGUGAGCAGGGUAUCUCCCCACUGUAUUUGUUAACAGACUCAAAAUUUGAACUGCAUCACGCUUUUCCGUAGUUUUCUGAAGUUGAUUCCAACAUAUGAUGUAAAAGGCGACAUUCUGCAAGAAUUCACAGUAUAAAAGUGUAAGGUCCCUGAGUCUUCCUCUUUCCGGAAUACUACUGUCAAUUUGUACGUCCUUUAUUUAUUUUUGGCGUGUUUCCAGAUGAACUUUUAAACAUUAACGGGCUUUUGGUUAUUCGAUCAGAGGUUUACUCUUAUUCAUAGUAUAAACGAUGACGUUUGCCACAAGUCCCUUUUUACCAUCGAAGCUUAUACCUUGUAUAUUUGUAUCUUUGUAUUAAACGAAAGAUAAUUCUGAUCAUUUUACAGCGUGCUGGACGCGUGGAGGGAAGAAAUGGCUCCAUUACUCAAAUCCCGAUUUUAACUAUGCCCAACGAUGGUAAGAAAUUAUUGUUUUACGUUGCAUUGCUCAGAAUCAAGUUGGCUGACCGCAGUUGCAGUGGCAGUAGUUGUUGAUUCCAGAGUGUUUGGUUUUCGUUUCCAGCACUUCGUUGUCUGUGCUUACAUAUCUUAUAACCAACUUCCUUUACCGUAUUGUAAACACCUUUGGAACCGUGAUUAAGUACCCAUAAUAGCGAGAGUUUCUCUCAGCCUUUCACCUGAUAAAAAUCAGACAUCGGACAAAAUUUUUGGGAAUUCGUCAAGAAAUGAGCGCGUUUCUCGGGAAUCGUACACCCGCGUCCUCUCCCUCCCGGGAAUCGAAUAUCCGUCUUUUAAGUUAUUUUUUCAACAUGUCGCCUAAUGUAAGAGAUUUCAGAAUUCGGGAUAUUUUUGUUAGUGGGAUUCGGAAUCCGGGGGGAUUUGAGUUUGGGAUUCCGGAAUCCUGGGCUUUGGAAUCCGGAAUACAGCUCAAGGAAUCCGGAAUACCACUAAUGAUUGUAGUCCAGAAUCCAAGUUCUAAAGACAAAGACUGGAACCCAGUACCUUGAAUCUGGAAUCCAGUGCGUGGAAUCCAGAAUACAAAACUGUCUUGGAUUUUCUUACAUGGGGCAAAACUUGGCCGCCGCUCCUCCGGUAGAAAGGUCUACUACUACUGAACAAACCACCAUCUUACAAUCAUGUAUCAGUCUAAAGUUUGAACUAAUUUAUAAUUUCGUGUUUUUUUUAUUUUUAUUUUUUAGAUAUCACCCAUCCUAUCCCAGAUUUAACAGGAUACAUUACAGAAGGACAGAUCUACGUCGAUCGUCAGCUACACAACAGACAGGUAUAAUAAUUUUGUAACGUUUCGCCCGAAAGUCGAUUCGCCCGAUGACAUACAACACUCUAUACAACAUGGUCAACCUACUUCUCCGAGAUGUUAUUUUAGUCAACCUUGGAUUCCACAUGUGCAGUCCUGAGUGUCUUUCCAUGCUUAUUCCUCUUUUUUCAGAGUUAAAGAACGACAAAUACACAUCGGGCGAAUCGACUUAGUCUGGGCGAACUGGCGAAUCGACCGUCGGGCGAAACGACCCUAUACCGUAACAGUACCUACGAGCUCACCGUUUAGUUUGAAUUGAUAUAGUAGACUGGAAAAGGGCUUGUUUAAAAUUGACUUGGAAUCUGGCGUGCAAUAAGGUUGGAAAAAUAGUGAUGAUAAAAAAAAUCGUCAAGUGGUGGCCACGGUAAAGAUUGAGUUUCAGAAGCUGUGGUUUUGAGUGCCGCAACGUCGAACAAAACCUGUUGAGACAGGUUUCAAAAAUACCAAUUUUUUUCGUGUCAUCCUGGCAAAAAUGGAAACCGUCACCAAAUGAAUACCCGAUCCCUCCUCCCCUUAUCCAACUUUGUUUAGGAUAACACAGGAAUUAUGCAGGCUGGUUUUUACACCAAAACAACUUUGAAUAAGGUGUGGGAAGGAAGCUUACUUUGUCUCUUUAGAGGAGGUGGUACUAUACCGCCAAAGUUAGAAAAGAGAUGGAACUGUCUCAACAUUUCUGUAUGAGGUUGAAGUUCUUCUUAGUCGCAAGCUCAAGGAAUCUACUUAUUUAAAACAAAUUUAUUUGCGUAAAAAAAGAUGGUAAAAAUAAAGGAUUGGUACAAAAUGGGUGCCAACAGAGAAGAACUGAAUCCUCAUACACUGCUGACUCCCUCGAAUUGUGGGUUGUGUCGGGUACAGGGUGUAUGACAGCAGUCAUGUGGAGCUACACUAUUGGUCGUGCGAUGGAAGGGUGAAAAACGGCAAACGUCUCAAGCGAAUUAACUUUGUCGUGUGCAAGCUGCAACGAUUUUCUAAUUCGUUCAAUAACAUAUAAAAGGAAAUAUAGUUUAUUGUUUUUGAUUAAGUGAAAAUUUCUCUCUAGGUGUACCCACCAAUCAACGUGCUACCUUCGUUGUCUCGAUUGAUGAAGUCUGCCAUUGGUGAAGGCAUGACAAGAAAAGAUCACGCUGAUGUCUCUAACCAACUGGUAUGAAUAAUGUUUCUACAAUAACAGUCUAAACAUGGGAAUCCUUAAAUGAAACUUCUACCAAACUGAAUUCAGCAUCCAUUUACCAUAGUUUGUGUUUUCAGUUUAUAUCUUGCUCAAAGUUCGUUAUUUUUUACUUUUCUCUAUCUGAGAUAAUGGUGUUUGUACGAAAAAUGUGAACAAAAAUUCUGGAGGUUUUGUUGUUCCUUAUUUCAAGAAUAAACCACUCUUCGGAUCGUACUGUUAAAGGCAGAAUAUACAAGCCAGAUAUCACUAUAGUUAAACUCGCAGACGAAGAAUGAAUUUUUAAACGUUUAACAUAUUUUGGCAAGCCUUUGUCAAGAAGAAACAUGACGUAGUCUAGAAAUGAUAUUUGCGUGAAAUUACAGAUAGAUACAUGCAGGCUGAACAAAACGGUUCGAAAACUGGAAAGUCGUGAAAUUAAGAAUUUCGUUUUCCAGGCCUGGAAAGUCAUGGAAUUUUGUUAUCGGCCAUGGAAAGUCAUGGAAAAGUAAAAUUGUGCUUGGUAGCUUAUAGUCACUGUUCAUGUGAAAGCAAGGAAAUAUAAUUAAGAAGACAAGGACAAGUAAUGGGCCAAUUGCACGAUUAUGACGUCUUUUUACUACUAAAACCAGAAUUCAUUUCGUUUUUUCUUUCGUUUCUAAAUUUGGUAGUCCCAGUGAGGUUUAAAUAUCAAAGGUCUUAAUUUGCGCAAGAAAGCAAUACCCUGAAGGAUUCUGAAGCCUUCGUGCAAAUGGACUAUUAAAUGCCGCAAACGCCACGCAUUUGAACUGAGUUAUGCGAAUAAAAAAACCAAAAACAAAAUUUUGAAAAUUGACAGCUAGACGUAAGGUCAUGGAAAGCUGGAGAAGGUAUAGAAAAAGGCUUGGGAAAGUCAUGGAAUUUGAAGGGCUCAAAAUAGUACGAACCCUGACCAAAAACUAACUGUUUUAUUGUACUUUCAGUAUGCUAACUAUGCCAUCGGCAAGGAUGUACAGGCUAUGAAAGCUGUGGUCGGAGAAGAGGCUCUCACUUCUGAAGACUUGUUGUAUUUAGAGUUUCUGUCAAAGUUCGAAAAGAAUUUUAUUUCACAAGGUAAUGCAGCAGUCACUCAUACCAUCAGACCCAUCACAUUUCAGCGGCCAAGCAAGCUCCGAGUUCGAUAGCCUGAGGAAAACGCAGCCGCUAUUUCGCUACGCUACCACGAGAGGUUUCUCUGCAAAAUGACGUCUGAGAAAGGAGCGUAGAAAUUCCAUACUGAUGACGCGUCACUCCCCAGAUCUGGUUUGUGCUUCUGAUUGGUUGAAGCAAACUUUCUGCAAAUAAGAAACAGUACCCAGAUCUGGAUAGUGUUGCGUCAUCAGCUGUUUUCUCAGGCUACAAGUUCAGGGGAUAGACGAGGGGAGGGCAUAAUAACCCCCUGUCCUCUCCCCUCGAUAGAAGUCGAAAAUCACAAUACGCGUGGCAGGCGACCGUAGAGGCACGAGCGCAAAACCUGUACUGCAGAGAACCCAAAAGAGUAUUUGCUCCACCUCCAGUCUUGACUCAGAAAUAUACAAUUUUUAUGGACUUCGUCUUUCUUGUCAGAAAUAUUGUUCUCGUGCUAUGGUAAUAACGAAAACUGAUGUACGUAACUCCACGAGUUAACGUCGGGAAUCUGGAUUUUAAGGCUAGCUCUUGCCCCCGAGACAAAAACAAUACCGGAUGCGGCUUCUGUUCACACAUAAGAACGAUGGUUUCGGCGCGAUUUCUGUAACGGAGCGAAGCUGCGCCGAGCCUAGGAUCGUCAUUUUUCGGAAAGGCUUCUGUGCCACUCUUUGGCACAGUGUGAACAGGUUUUCGGAGACAUUGGUUGUUUACCAUUUACAACAUGUUUUCGGAAAAUCCCGUCGUAAAGUAAAUGAAACACCACUUUUUAGGUCUUUCCAGCGGAAAGUGUCGGGGAGCAACAAGCAUCUGAAAAGGUAGUCCUGUUAUUCCGGACAGAAUAUUCCAAACGGAAAUGUCGUGUCCCAUUUCUUCAAAGCCAUCUUUGAUACCAUUUUCAGACCUUCGCGGUUGUUUUUCGGUAAAUGGAACUGAUUUGUACAGAUGGUAAAUGCGAUUCCGGGACAAAAUUUAUCAGUCCAGAAUUUUGCAUACCAUUUGCCCAAACUGUGAACCGAUUGGUUUGUCCACGUAAAUGGUAAACAACCGUAGCUUAAGUGUGAAGUCCUUGGCCGUCCGGUUUAAAAAAUUGAAUACCCUUCUUAGAGUUGAGUUGAGUUGUUGGUUAUAGAAGGCAAGAUCCUUAACAUAUUACAUUUUUUUUUUCUCUUUUUUGCAGGCACAUACGAAAACCGUUCUGUAUUUGACUCACUCGACAUCGGCUGGUCCCUGCUACGAAUUUUCCCCAAAGAGAUGUUGAAGCGUAUCCCACAGUCUAUUUUAGCAGAGUACUAUCCAAGGGACGCAAGAGGAGGAGCCAGCUAAAUCAUUUAAUAUACAAUUAAUUAUGAAUUCUUUUUUAAAUUUAAAGAGACUAGUUCCAGUGAUUUAUGUUCAGACUGUAAAGUGGCAAGUUGAACCAAGGCGAGCUCACGUCCAUCAAAACCAAACAAAAUGAACUAUGUGCAGGCUACACUAUGAAGCGUCGGGAUUGUGAACCGGUCUCUCGCUUAUUGGGCGAUAGAAACUGGGAAAACUUCCCUGCCCCAUCGCUUUGGUUAUCUUCGCCUCUUCUCCGACACGGAUCAGAAAACGUGAAUGGCCACAGAAUUCAUCUCGUGAAAUGAUUAAUUUCUUAUGUCAAAAUGUUUCAAUUAUGGUAUUAAAUAUGUAAUCGAAAGUCGGUAGCACUGCUGAUCAGACCUCUGAUAAGAGAAUAUGUUACUUCAAUCUGUGAGCUGAUUGUAGGCCUCUGGGCUUCUGCAGGAAACAGAGCGACAGUACUUUCCUGCUUUGUGCGUUUAGACAGAAAUUUGGCAAUGAUGUGGUAUAAUCGCAGCUAAAUGACAAAAUAAACUUGUAAACUGUCACCCUGAGU